GAGGCCGCUCGUCUCUUCCUGCGCCGCGAUCCGGCGCUGCUCCGGCUGCUGGUUGGCGCGCGCGGCUGUAUGUCAGAGCGGCGGGCGCACGUUCGGUUGUCAUGCGGAAAAGCGGCGGGGCCGCUGUCGUUGUGUCGGAGGGGAGGCGGACGGUCGUCUCUCCCCGCGCCUCAGGUUUCCCUGGGUACUGGAAAAUACUGUUAGAGCACAAUGUCCCUCGACUUUGAUAGUGGGGCUCUGCAGACUCAGCAUGAAGAUGAAGACUAUGACCAAGAGGACUAUGCGAGAGAGCAAGAGUUGCAACAGCUGUUGACAGACCUUCCCCAUGAUAUGCUGGAUGACAGUGGAGACCAGCUCUCCAGCUAUUCGGACUCUAGCAUUCAUGAGACUGAGGAGCAGUCACAGGAAGCUCGAAAGCCUGAUGGAAGGUGGAAUGAUCAUCUAUUGAUAACUGAUGCUCAAAAUGGUUAUGAGCAAGGACAAAAUCUGUACCCUGACCAAUUCUUGUGUGACCAGCAAAAUGACCAUGUUGAAAAACAUGCCAAGAAUUGGAAUGGCUUGCAUAACAGCGAUCAGAUGAAACAUUUAUACGAUGUAAAAGAAGAUUACUCUGGACAGAACAGUCAAGAAGAUGCAGAUGAUGUCUAUCUUGAUAGAGAUGGAUUUAAUGCUCCAGGUUGCUACCAGCAGAGCAAUUUAUAUCAUCUUCCUGAGAACUUCAGACCAUACACUAAUGGCCAUAAUCCAGAAUUUAACAGUCAACAGAAUCAAAUACUAAACUUUCCCGAUGCUCCAAAGGAACAUCUUAAGCAGCCGUUUGUUACAUCUGAAGUUGUUAGUGGCCAGUCAGCAGAAUCUUACAAAGUGAUGUAUAAGCCUUACCAAAAUGACGUUCAUAAAAAAAUUCCAGUAACCCAAGAAGGAACGAGAAGAAACGAAGUGUAUGAAGAUUUGCAGCAUGAGUUCUCAGGCAAUGAAGAAAAUUCUUCAGAGAAUAUGCAGAUUCUUCAACUUAAAGCUCUAAAUAAAGCACGAGAGAGACGAGUGGAAGAACUUAAUGAAAAACUAGAAAAGAGUGCACAGCAGAUUAGGUAUCUGAGCCAUCAGCUUUCAAUGGUCACAGGUGAAAAGGAUGGUUUGGCUGUUAGUCUUCAUGAAUCUCAAAAACUCUAUCAGAAUGGAAAAGAACGGGAAGUGUAUCUUGAAGGCCAAAUAAAGGCGCUUGAAACUCAAAUUCAGACUCUUACUACCAAUGAGGAGCAGAUAUUGAAGCAAUCCAGGGUGGCAGAAGUAGCCAUGGAAAGCAUGCAGAAGCAGCUGUUAGAACUUCAGCGAUCAGACACUCUUCAGCGAGCCAGAGAACAGCACGAUGCUGUUGUUACAGCACUCAAGCAGAAGCAUGAGAAGCAAGUACUAUCAUUAGAGCAGAAACUUGAUACUACGAAAUCUGCACUACAGGAGCAGAAAGAGCUUUGCCAAAAUCUAGGAGAGCGUGUUAAGGAACUUGAAAAAAUGCUGGAAGAAACCAAAUGUGAAAAAACUGAAAUAAUAAAUCGAUUGACAAGAAGUCUUGAGGAAAGCCAGAAGCAGUGUGCAAACUUACUGCAAACAGGCUCCAUACAGGAGGCAAAUCAGUUACGGUUUCAGUUGCAACAAGCUCAGUCUGCGCACAUGAUAAGCAAUAACCUGAACAAGGCUUUGCAGGAUGAAUUAAUGGAACUGAAGGAAGAAAUAACUUUGUAUGAAUCUGCUGCCAAACUUGGAGUAUUUUUGAGUGAUGCAGGUGGAGAGCUGCAAGCGAACCUCAGUGAUUCCUGUGUAGAUUUGGGGAUUAAAAAAGUCACCAUGAAUAACUCAAGGUUCUGCAGUAUAAUACAGAACAGAGACAUGGAUAAAGAACUCUCUAAAGAUGAAAUUAUUGUAGAAUUAAAAGCUGAACUGGAACGCUUAUUGAGCAGUAAUAAAAUGAAGAGAAACCAGAUUACUCAAUUACAAAAUGAUCUUAAAGAUUGCCAGAAGAAAUUAGAAGAAUUCAAGCAGUUGUUGAAAGCAGAAAAAGCAUCAAAAGAUUUGGAGCCAGUGACAAAUCAAAACGAUGCUUUGGUGGCCAGUCUGUUAGAUUCUGAUAAUCUUAAGGAAGAAGUUUUGAGACUCAGAAAGGCAAAUGAAACUUUGCUUAGAGAAGUUCAGAGCCAUGCUUUGACUAUUGAAGAACUGAGAGAAAACGAGGAAAAACUGAAAAGCUCAAACCAGGAUCUCUGCUGUCAGAUGAGAAAGAUGGUCCAAGAAUUUGAUGAGGAUAAACAAGAAGCCAUUGACAGGUGUGAAAGAACAUAUCAGCAACACCAUGAGGAUACAAAAGCCCAGUUUGAGAAAGACAUGAUGCAGAGGUAUGCUGCAGAAAAGCAGCAGCUUAUUCAAAGUUAUGAAGAGACAGUCUCGCAGCUGAAGGCUACCAUAGAGGAGCUGAACAGAGAGAUGACCGCAGUGAAGGAAUGUUACAUAGCAGUGUGUGGUGAGAAGGACACCUUGGAAACUACUUUAAGACAAAUGUUUGCACGUGAGCAGCAGAUGAAAGAAGAUAAGCUCAAGAAACAGCUUUUAGAAGAAAAAGAAGAAUCACUCAGAAUUCUGAGAAGUGAGCUUGAGGAGAGAUACAGUAAUUCUAUUGCUGAAGCAAAGAGGCAGUGGCAGAAAGAAAAAGAAAUGCAGAUUGAGAAGGAAGUUGCAUUUGCCAAAGAGCACUGGGAAAAGGAAGAAAAAGAGAAGAAGGAAGAUGUCAUUGCGAAGAUAGAAAGAGAGUGGCAAAGUAGGCUGGAAGAAGUUAAAAAAACUGUGUUUGAAUGUAAGGACUGCAGCAGUCAAACAGAUAGAGUAACAUGUGUGAAUGAUGCUUCAACUGACGAGUUAGCAAGGAUUGUUGAGGAUCAGAAGCUGCAGAUCCAGAAGGCUCUGAAAGAAAAAAAGGCCUCUGAAGAGGCCUUAAAAGAACUUGAAAUAAAACUCGAAAGUAAAUACCGUAAACGUCUUGCCAGCCAGGUUGAGGCAGCUUUAACCCAAGCACGUGCCAGGUCGCUGCAGGAAUUAACAGACCUCAAAGAGUACAAGUUGGCUUUGGCUUUCUCUCCUGAUGAAGAAAAAUGGAAGAAUGAGCGUGAGAAUCCAGAGAAAUCUGGAUCAAUAGUUAGAGAACUUGAGGAAAAGGUAGUUUCUCUCAAGAAAGAAUUAGAGCUAAAGGAAGAAGAAAUCCCUGUGACUAUCAAAGCAGCAGUGGCGAAAGCCCGUGCUCAGUGGAACAAAGAAAAGCAAGAAGAAAUUGCACAAAUACAAGAGCAAAAUGAGAGAGACUACCGAUCAUUCUUAGAUGACCACAGAAACAAGAUUAAAGAGGUACUUGCAACAACAAAGGAGGAUUUUGCAAAGCAGGUGAAUGAUCUCUCUGCUCAGAAGGAGGCAGAAAUGAAGAUGUUACUGGACCAAAAGCAGCGAGACUGGGAGGCUCAGGAAACAAAAAGACUUCAGGAUGAAAUUAAUCGGUACGAGGAGAAGACUCUGCUUGAGCUUGAGUGUUUGUUGAGAGAAGUCCAUGAAGAGCUAGUUAAAAGCACCUAUAGUCAGCAUUCCUGGGAGGAGAGGAUUUCUGAUGCUCCUGUUGAGUUAAAUCAUCGUUGCAAGGACAAACUGAAGGCAUGCUUACAAAAGGCCUACAGAAGGACAGUUUACAAAAUUCUGGAAAAGCAUGAGCAAGAGAGGAAAGAGAAAAAUGAAAAGGUACUGAAUAAUGCAAAUAAAGAAGCCUGCUCCAGCAUGCAAGGAGGUGAUGGAGAAACUGGGAACAUAGCAAGAUCCCCUUUUUACAACAUUGGACAGCAAUCAGAAACACAAAGAAGGCUGAAGAGACGGCAUAAAAGUGGGACAGAUGGAGAUCAGCAAGGAGCAAGGAAGAACCUUUGGUCCCAGGAAGGGUUGUGCUGUAAACACUGCAGCCAGGAGCUGGAAAAGAAAGAGGCUGUGUGCCAGGACUUGAAAAGAGAGUUGGAGACUGCUCACAAACGUCUUCAUCUCUCUGUAAGGAAGCAGAGAGCAAUGUCAGAGCAGGUCCAAGAAAACGAGAAGCUUGUGGAAUCUCUAAUUGCAGAAAACACUGAGAUGAAGGCUAAACUGAAAGACAUGGGCACAUCUCCAAGGUUGCUAUCCAAGGGAAGUGUCUCAAAAGCCUGUUCAUCCUGUGGCUCUGUGAAAGGGCUGGAAGAAAUGCGUGCACAGUACAUUAAAUCUGUGAGCAAGAUAAAGAGUGAUAUGCUGUGUUACAUCCGUGAAAGUAAGGAGAGAGCUGCUGCAAUGAUUAAGUCAGAGGUUCUCAGAGAGCGCCAGGAGACAGCACGGAAAAUGCGGAAGUACUACUUGACAUGUCUUCAACAGCUUCUUACUGAUAAUGGGAAACAGGAAGGAGCUGAAAAGAAAAUAAUGAAUGCUGCCAGCAAGCUUGUUACAAUGGCUAAAGGACUUGAAACACCUCUUCGACACACAUUGCAGUGCAAAACUACCUGCUCAGCUCUACUGUUAAAUUCUGACCUGCCUACUGGAGUAGAAUUCUCAAAAAGAGAUUGCCUGUCUCAAACUAGGCCAAACAAUAUGAAAAGCAAAUCUUGUGGCAAAAAUACACCUGAAGAAGCUAAUGAUAAAGUUGUUCAGAAAUACAUACCACGUGACUUGAGACGACAAUUUGAUGCAAGACAAACUGAGGCACAACAUAUGCUUCAUGAAAAAGAUACUUCACAUAUUCAGAAUAGGAAUAUCUAUAAACAUCUUGUUAAUGCUGGAAGAGAUGGACUGUCAAAGAUUCUUCCAAAUGUAGAUGGAAGAGAAGAAAAAUACAGCCACGUCGUAAACGUAGACAAAGAACUCUUGUGUGCAACUAGUAAUUUUGCAAAUCCAAAUGUCCCUUCAUUUGUUUGUCAAGGACAGUUAGAAAAUGCAGAUGCAGCUAGACUUGAAAAUGGCCCUGCCAUCUCAGGGUCAGCUCAUCACAUGCUUAAGAGUAAAAAUGAAAGAACAACCUUGAAAGAUGAUAAAUGUGUCCUCUCACGUGGGACCUGGCAAACUGCAUAUGAAAGAAUUCAGGACUUUGAUUUUCCCAGAACUCCUGAGAGGGAUGAAGGAAGCUGCAGUGAAUGGAGUUCUGCGAGUGGAAGUUUGCAUCUGGGCGAUUCUGAUAAGUCUGCAGUGUAUCCUGAAGAAAAGCCCACUACCAAUGAACAGAGGCAGAGCGUGUGCUGUGAAGGACGUGAAAAUUUUGGUGGUACUUGGAAAGAACUCACGAAUGGCAAUGUCAAGAAUCUCAUAAAAAACAGCACUAUAGUUUACAGUAGAGACCAACUGAGGUCAAACUCAGAUCAUAUUUCAUCUCUUGGGUCUGACAAAUCAAAUUCUGCUAACACACAAACUAAUAUGCUGCCAGUCUGAAAUACAGAAAAAUGCUGCAACAAUACUUUGAAAAGAAUGGCAUGGGAUCCCCAGUCUCUUCAGCAAAGCUCUGAUUCUGAUAGCCCACUUAAAAUAAAAAAUAAAAUAAAAAAAAACCAACUUGAACCAAUAUCAGUGAUAACACUUUUUUUUCCCUUUCAAGUGAGUAUAAAUGUGAGUGUGAAGAAAGGAAAUGACCCUAUUUUACUGGGUCCGUUUCAUGACCAAUGUUACAGUUUAGACUGUUGCAUGAAGAAAUUCUGUGCAAUCACUUGAAAUAUUAACAUAGACUUUUUUGUUCACCUCUGUAACAGUGCUUUCAUAGCUGUUUAUAGUGUAUUAUGUACUUUUAUUAAAAAUAAUAUAUUUUUAUAUUAAAUUAAGUGUACAGUGUUUAUAUAAAACAAACCUACUGUUGCUUGUAGUAAUCAUUUGAAACGGUUAUGAAUAUUCCUUCAGAGCUCAAUGAGAGGUGUUGUUUGAAAUGAGUUUUUCAAUUGACCUAUUUUGAAGGACACCCUCUAGACCUGUGUAUGUCUUCAUAAUAAGUAUAAUUAUACUAUCAGAAAUGAAAUUUCAAGUACUUUUUUUUGAAUGCAGCAAAAAACUGAUUGUACUGGGCAGAGGAAGAUACAGAUGAAGGUAACCACAUGUUGCAGAUGUUCCUUAAAUAGCUACAAAUUUUAAAUGGAAGUGUUGUAAUUCUUUUCUUGAUGGUUUAAAAGCUUGGCUUUAGGAGCCUGUUUGAAUUUAAGAGCACCGUGAAAUGCAUUGUUUUUCUUGGGGUACAAUUUUAAUUUCUAGGGAUACUGUAACGAAAAACAAGCAUUACAUUGUUUGCUUUAUUGGCUUCAUUUGUGUUGCUUGCCUGGUGUAGUUAAUGCUUGUUGCAAAUAAUUGCUUGGUUUUUGGUCAGCAAUUCACAUCAAUAGUAAUACAGAACACAGUAAAAAAAAACAAAACAAGAUGGUCUACUUGGCCUGUCGUUAUUCUGUGAUGUCAGCAGCAGUAGAAAAGGGCUGAAUAUUUUCCUCAUUAGAGGUGUGUAUACAUUUCACGUGUAGCAGCGUUUAGCUGUUGUAAGAAUGCUCUUACUUGAUCUCUCACAGUCAAAGAGCACUGCCUAAUCUCAGAAUCUUGUCAGUGUUUGAGUGCGAGAUCCAGGAGGAACCUUAGGGAGAAAAACAUUUAGCUCCCUUUACAAAAAUGUGCUGCUUGUAUUUCAGGCCAGCUGGCCUGGAAUGGCAGAAUGCGUUAUGGUUCUUGGUCGGCAAGACUGUUUUGUGACUGGAGGCUUGGUCAGGUGGUCAAAUGAGAGCUCUAAAUUUCUUGGUGACCUUUAAUGUUGCCCAUAAAUGCAGCCCCACUUCCCCUUUGGUGAAGGAGGGGUUUGUCAUCGUCAGUGGGAGCGAAAUGAGGCCAUGAGAGAUGGCUUGUGCCUACACAAACAUGGGCUGUGGUUGUUUGAGGUCCAAAUUCCCAUCUCUAAGCUGAGGAAAUAACUGUGGCCUUGCGUGCAGGGUGAAAGUUUUUUCUGGUUGUCCUUUAAACCUAUGGGGAGGUUCUUUUUUCAAUACUGAGUGGCUUUUUUGGUUUGCUUAAACAUUUCCCCCAAAUAGCACAAGAUUUAUUAACAACAAAGAAACUCCUAAAAAAAACCAAAAUGCUUAAACUCUGCUUAAGUGGUGCUUGAACAGGUGUUUAAACCACUGUAUCAGAUUAACCCAUUCCUUGGGCUAGUCCAGAAACCUUUGCUGGAUGAAGAAAGUAUGCAUUUGCAAAAAAACCAUGCUCCUUGCUAACCUAAUGUUUGUUGUAUCCUUUGUUGCACUGACAGCUUCAGAGAGCUCUGAAUCUGCUGAGAUGUUUUUCCACAUAUAUAUAUAUAUA
This is a messenger RNA of Tympanuchus pallidicinctus (lesser prairie-chicken), 7356 nucleotides long. RefSeq names its product centrosomal protein 152 (gene CEP152). Gene Ontology annotation, cellular component: centrosome. Gene Ontology annotation, biological process: centriole replication. The record is from RefSeq and is a predicted model, not a curated record. NCBI's taxonomy places the organism in Eukaryota, Metazoa, Chordata, Aves, Galliformes, Phasianidae.